AUGAAUGAUUUGAUGACAAAUUCUUUCUUAAAUUAUGUGGAUUUGAAGAAGCAAAUUGAGUUAGACCAUGAAACAGAGCUUUCAGAGGCAGAAACAUGGCAACAAUUAAACCCCAUUGAUCAAGAUAAUCUGAGUAAUUUCUUCAAAGAAAUUGAGUCAAUUAAAUCUCAAAUGGAAGAAGUAAGUAAUCUUCUUCAUGAUCUUCAGUCUCUCCAUCAAGAAUCAAAAACCACACACAGCACAAAACUUCUCCGAGGUUUUCGAGAUCGAAUGGAUUCCGAUACCAUUGCCAUUCUCCGAAAGGUGAAGUCUCUCAAGUCUCGUCUCGAAUCCCUCGACAAAUCGAACAUCAAAAAUCGAAGGUUAUCGAAUUCGUUUCGUGAAGGGAGCACUGUGGAUAGAACUAGGGUGGCAGUUACUAAUGGGUUAAGGAUUAAAUUCAAGGAUAUGAUAAGUGAUUUUACAGGGUUAAGAGAAAAAAUUAUGGUUGAUCAUAAGGAUGAGUUAAGAAGGAAGUUCUUCAAUGCCACAGGAGAAGUACCUAGUGAAGAAAUUGUGGAUAAACUCUUGUCAGGAAGUGUGAAAAUCGAGGUUUUCGAGGGGAGAAUCGGAGGCGCUGAUAUGGAGGAGAAAGAGAGGUAUGAAGUUGUAAAGGAUAUACAGAGGAGUUUGAAUAAGUUGCAUCAAGUUUUUCUUGAUAUGGCAGUUUUGAUUGAACAACAAGGGGAACAAAUUAAUGAUAUUGAACAAAAUGUGGUGAAUGCAGGGGAAUUUAUUACUGGAGGGACUAAUAAUCUUUAUUAUGCUAAGCAGAUGAAGAAGAGAAAUAGAGCAUGGUUUUUUGGGAUUUGGGGUUUGGCAAUCAUUAUCUUGCUGGUGUGUCUAAUCUGUAUACUUGCACUCAAAUGAGACAGUAAGCAGGAGAAUUUGUGUUUUAGUUUCAUUGGGAUUUUGAUUGCUUAUGAAUGUGCAUUUUUUAGGGGAUUUCUGAGCUUUUUCUGAGCUCAUUUAGUUGGAUGCUAAUUUGUCAAUUCUUUUGGCUUGUUAUGGGUGUAAAGAAGCUCAUUUGAGGUCAAAAAGA
This is a messenger RNA of Beta vulgaris subsp. vulgaris (sugar beet), 1081 nucleotides long. RefSeq names its product syntaxin-112. The record is from RefSeq and is a predicted model, not a curated record. Lineage: Eukaryota; Viridiplantae; Streptophyta; Magnoliopsida; Caryophyllales; Amaranthaceae. The transcript has a single exon. Gene Ontology annotation, biological process: exocytosis; vesicle fusion; intracellular protein transport. Bases 1 to 909 code for a protein of 302 amino acids. Gene Ontology annotation, cellular component: endomembrane system; plasma membrane; SNARE complex. Gene Ontology annotation, molecular function: SNAP receptor activity; SNARE binding.